UCAGGGGAGGCAUCAAUCGGAUAAACAGAGCGUAGUUGAACUAAUACCAUAGAAUAAGCUAUAGAAAUAUUGAUGAGGAUUUCAUAACACAGCAAGCAUGUGUCAUCGUGUUGAUGAUGUUAUGAAGCUGUGUUGUGAGCUAUCUACCAAUCAGCAGAUCCAGACCACAGUGAAAGGCUCAGGGAAGGGAGCAGCAGCAGCUGGAGGACUGGCCUUUGCUGGGGGGUUGGUUGGGGGUCCUCUCGGUAUUGCAGUGGGCGGUGCUGUUGGAGGCCUUCUGGGAUGCUGGCUGACCAGUGGACAAUUCAAACCGCUGCCUCAGGUCAUAAUGGAGCUCAGUCCUCUGCAGCAGCAGAAGCUUUAUGAAGAUCUCAUGGUCAUCCUGGGAGACAUUCAGUGGACAGAUUUGGUCCAGCUUACUGCUCUGGUGAUGGGCAACACCACCCUGAAGCAGCAGCUGACGGCCGCUCUUCUUGGGUAUAUAAGCAAGGAGCUCCAGGCCGAUGUUCACUACAUGGAUUAGUGUCUGUGGAAACAUUGGAAAACCUGAUAUGUUUCCUAAGUGCUCUGGAGGAUGGAGUCUUUGAAAAUAAUGUGAACAAUUUUUUUUUUUAAUGAAGCUGGAAAGAUUGAAUGUGAAAUCACAUAUUGCAAUAUUAUAGACAUGGUUACAGUCCAGGUAACAGGUAACAUUGGUUAAAAAGCAAGUUAGCACAUGACUGAAUUAAAACAGCUGUAUGUCUGGGUUAAGUAUGAAAGGAAGUGCAAUUAUCUGUUGAAGGAAUUAUUUAUUUAUUAAGCCUUUAAUGGUCCUGAUGAUCAUGUCUGGCAUAAAAGUUACUCUGAAUGAACUAGUUGACUGCAGCUACAGUGAAGCACUGCUCUCAAAAUGCAGUCUGCUGUCCCAUUUAAAUACAGAGGAUUGUGUGAAAUAUUUUGAUUUGGUGUGAAUUUAUGAAGUGUAGGAAUUUACCAGCCUUUUUGUGUACAAUAUAUUUUCCUGCCAUCACUGAGUCAAUUCAAACUAUUUAUUGGUUUAAAUGCUUUCAUCAAUAAAAACAAAAAACACUAUA
Seriola dumerili (greater amberjack) is the source of this 1073-nucleotide messenger RNA. Its product is annotated as protein C19orf12 homolog. Bases 98 to 523 code for a protein of 141 amino acids. Lineage: Eukaryota; Metazoa; Chordata; Actinopteri; Carangiformes; Carangidae. The transcript has 3 exons. The record is from RefSeq and is a predicted model, not a curated record.